UUGUCGGAUCGCUUCAACGUAACCAAAUCAAGCGUUUGCCGUGUAAUAGAAAGGGUUACGAAGUACAUAAGUAGCAUGAGUCUCGACGUCAUAAAAUGGCCAAGCAAUGUAAAAAAACAAGAAUCUGCCAAUUAUUUUGCUAAACUCGGUUUUUCAAAGGCAAUAGGUUGUAUUGAUGGGACCCAUAUUGUGAUCGACCCACCCUCAGAAAGAAAAGAUGACUAUAUUAAUAGAAAAGGCAACGUAACUCUGAUCAUGCAAGGAAUUUGCGAUGAGCACAGGAAGUUCAUCAAUGUUUUUGUAGGAUUUGCGGUUUCAAGCCACGAUAGUUGGGUUCUUCAGAACUCCCCUAUUUACAGAAAUUUAGCAUCAGCAUGUGGAGGUAACUAUUUGCUUGCAGAUUCAGCUUAUCCCUGCAGCGAUUUCAUUAUAACGCCUUACAAAGACAACGGACAUUUGAGCCAUGACCAAAAAAGAUUUAAUAUGAGCCUUAGCAAAGGUCGCAUUGCAAUAGAACACGCUUUUGGUUUAUUAAAGCAACGGUUCAGACAGCUUUACUAUUGCAAAUUAAGAGUCAUUGACAAACUUUGUCGCUUUAUAGGAGCGUGUUGUGUUUUGCACUAUCUUGCAGAUGUAUACGACUUUGAGCUUAUAAGCGAAGUUGAAAAUGAAGGCCAAUUCGCAGACGAGGAAACAUGGGAACCAACUAGAAGUAACCGUGUUAGAGACCAAAUUUGCCAAGAAAUCCGACUACGCAAUCGGCAAUUAUAAAUUAAGGUUUACCUACCACUUAAA
This is a messenger RNA of Rhagoletis pomonella (apple maggot), 795 nucleotides long. Its product is annotated as protein ALP1-like. The record is from RefSeq and is a predicted model, not a curated record. The transcript has 3 exons. The coding region runs from base 76 to 771 and encodes 231 amino acids. NCBI's taxonomy places the organism in Eukaryota, Metazoa, Arthropoda, Insecta, Diptera, Tephritidae.